AUGGACACAAUACGCUCUGCUGACAAUGAGGGCACCGAAAGCAGCCAAUUGUUAGCUUAUCAGCAACGAGAGAAGAAGCUUAAAUCAUUACGACAACAAGCAUUAAGAAGAAAUUCAAGAUUAUUCAAAUUGAAAAGGUCGAACGCGUUGUAUUUCUGUAAUUUGGUGGCUAUAUUUGUUUUGCAGGGUAUUGCUAUCUAUUUCUUCAAGCUUGGUUUCUUAUUGAGUAGAUCAGUGUUACCAAACACCUCGAACUAUGAGGACUUAUCCAAUGAAAUAUUACACGAGAUCCCCUUAAAAAGCAUAGAAUUCUAUCAUGACAAUUGGGGAAAUUCUGAUAUUUAUCCUUCAACACAUAGUAGUGUAUCAUCACGGAAUCUUUUUAAAAGAGAAAUUGAGAAUAGUCAUAAUGGUGGUGCUUGGAUACAACCAAAGUUUAAUAAAUCUAUACUCAUAGUGAUUGACGCCUUGAGAUUUGACUUCGUUAUACCGAUUAAUGAUUUUGAUCCUUCAUUCAACCCUAACUAUCACAACAACUUCCCGGUACUAUAUGAUAUGUCUGUUCAAUAUCCUGAAAACUCUCUCCUUUUCAAGUUCUUAGCUGAUCCUCCUACUACAACCUUACAAAGACUAAAGGGUUUGACCACAGGAUCCUUGCCGACAUUUAUUGAUGCUGGGAGUAAUUUUGAUGGCGAUGAAAUCAAUGAGGAUAAUCUAAUUUAUCAGUUUUCUCAAAGCGCGAAAAAGAAUGUCACUUUAAUUGGUGAUGAUACCUGGGAUAGCUUGUUCCGCCCAUAUUUGAACAAAAAUAUGUCAUGGCCUUACGAGUCCUUAAACGUGUGGGAUAUCCAUACUGUGGACAAUGGUGUUUUGGAACAUAUAUUUCCUCUUCUAGACCAAGAUAAUUAUCCCGCAUCUUCAAAUUGGCAAGUUAUUGUUGGUCAUUUUCUCGGUUUGGAUCAUGUAGGACAUAGGUACGGGCCAGAUAACUUUGAAAUGGUUAAUAAACAAAAACAAAUGAAUGAAGAAAUGACAAAACUAAUUGAUAGCAUUGAUGAUGAUACAUUAUUGGUUAUUAUGGGUGAUCAUGGAAUGGAUCAAACUGGUAAUCAUGGAGGGGACUCCAAACUAGAAUUGGAAAGCACUUUGUUCUUAUAUUCGAAAAAGCCAGUUUUUCCUGAAAUUGAGAAUGCUAGUUCCCAAGACCGGUAUAAUUUAGCAGAUUUAGAUUCAGAUUUCAAAACAAUCAAUCAGAUAGACUUUGUUCCUAGUUAUUCAAUGUUGUUGGGUAUUCCUAUCCCCUUUAAUAACCUUGGAAGACCUGUCAACGAAAUGCAUUCUGUUACAAAUUGUUAUGUUAGCUGUUCUAGUCCAACUUAUGAUUCAAGGAAAGUUGACCAUCUUCUCGAAUUAAUAAAGGUUAACUACUUGAAUAUCUUGAACCUUCAAAGAUAUAAAUUGGCAUUAAUAUCUAAUGAUGGUGGCUCAUCUCCUUUGGUUGAUCAAGAUCACUUUGCUAGAUUUUUGAAAAUAGUGAAAGAUGUUGAUAGUAUUGAUUCUAUUUUGGGUCAGUUUUCAGGGUAUUCUGGCGGAAUAGUGAUUGAUACAGAAGUUAAUGAAAUGACCUUGAGUGAAGAGAAUUUGCAGGAAGUGUUAGACUUUAUGAUUGAAUACCAAACAGACUCGCUCGAAAAAUUCAAGAACAUCUGGGCUAAAUUCAAUAAUCUUUUUAUUUAUAUUGGUAUAACUUUAUUAGCUUUCUCUCUUUUAAUUCUUGUUCUUCUUGCAAAGACAAUUCCGUCAAUAGUAUUCAAUCAGCUAAUAACAGAGUUCCUUUCAGUGAUCAUUUUGAUGAUUUUCUUUUGGUUAAUUGCACUUAAUGCGACAUAUUUUGUGCUUAAACCGGUGCUUGCUUCGUUAUCUUUUGAUGCUUUGACAAUAAACUUAUUAGGUAUGGCUACGGGUAUUAUAUCUGGUUUCCUUAUUAUUAUAUUUGAUAGAUAUAAUUUAUCCUGGUUGAUAAAACAAUUUCGCUUUUUCAUUAACGAUUAUGACUCUACGUGGUCUGCGAUUGCUUUGGUUUUUAUUGUGAUUGUUGAAGUUAUAACAUACAGUUCGAAUAGUUUCCUUAUAUUUCAAGAUUCCAUUAUCAACUUCUUAUUGAUUAAUUAUGGGAUAUAUAAUUUAUACGUCUUUAUCAAGAAGUACUUAUUGUUAGCAACUGAAAAGAAGAAUAAGGGGAAAUCAAGUGGAGGUGAAGGAAAAGAAACCUUAGUAGAUGUGCAAUCUGAGAAAUUUAAAAUCAUUCAAGGUGUUAUUCACUCAAUCUCAUUCGUGAUUAUUCAGAAGCUCAAUUCAUUGAUUAGGACAUGCCGUGAAGAACAGUUAAAUCACUGUCCAAAAUUGAUAACAGUAACCCAUGGUAACUCUGCAUGUCAGACUACAAAUAACUUCACAUUGACAUCACUAGUUUUACUUUUUUUAGUUUCUUUGAUCUUCCCUAAUAUCUUGAGACAUUUCAUGAAUUUGAAUGGGAUUGAUUCGUAUCAGAACUCGGCACAAGUAUGGAUAGGGAAGCUCUUGAGAAGUGUGUUGCUUGCCAACUGUGUCUAUUGGUUAUUGGAUUACAUUGAAUUUCAUCCUGAUUUCAACAACAGAUUCUUCAAGGUUUCCUUUGAUUCCAUAAAAAGUGCAAAGCUAACGAUUGCAAGAUGUGUCAUUGGUGUCUGUUUAAUUGCUGGUAACUUCAUCUGGUCUAAAGGCCCUUUGUGUAUCAAAUUAGUUUAUCCAGAUGAAUCAAACGAGAAUGAUAUUCCAGAAAAUGAUCUUUAUUUCGAGGAUGAUGUCACCCCUAAUGAAACAAGAAUUAUUGGUUUGAACAACAUAUAUGGAUCUUCCUACUUAUUACUCAUCUUGAACUUUCUUGGGGCAAUCAUCAUUACCAACAAACCAUAUUCGUCAAUAUCUUUAAUGCUACUCGUCUACCAAAUCUUCAACACCCUCGAAAUUUUGGACAUUUUAGGUUUGAGAAGCAACAUGAUCGGUCCUAUCAUCUUCAACUUGCUUGGAUACAGUUUCUUCUAUUCUACUAAUCAUCAAAUAACAAUUAGUUCCAUCAAGUGGGAAUUGGCUUUCCAACUAUCUGAUUCAGUUACAUUCCCCCUUUCACACAUUCCUAUUUUACUAAACUCAUUCGGUCCUUUUAUAAUUGUGUCAUUGUCGGUUAUUCUCAUCACUAUAUGGAAGAUUCCACCAAACUUGAAACCAAUAAGUCUCUUAUCAAAGAUUAUCGUCAAUUGUUUGACGCUAUUAAUGUCACAAACAAUCAUCACAUUAAGCAGUUUGUUUUUCACUAACUGGUUUAAAAGGCAUUUAAUGGUGUGGAAGAUUUUUGUUCCUUGCUUUUUGUUCAACUCUUUGAUCCUAUUGGUAAUUAAUUUCGUCAUAAUUUUAGUUGGGUUUUUCUUUGGUGUCACAAAAUUAAUUCACCAGAUAAACAGGAUAUUUGGAAAAUGA
This is a messenger RNA of Saccharomycopsis crataegensis, 3516 nucleotides long. It is a transcript of the gene GPI13, whose product is annotated as mannose-ethanolamine phosphotransferase GPI13. Lineage: Eukaryota; Fungi; Ascomycota; Saccharomycetes; Ascoideales; Saccharomycopsidaceae. Gene Ontology annotation, cellular component: endoplasmic reticulum membrane. The coding region runs from base 1 to 3516 and encodes 1171 amino acids. The record is from RefSeq and is a predicted model, not a curated record. Gene Ontology annotation, molecular function: mannose-ethanolamine phosphotransferase activity. The transcript has a single exon. Gene Ontology annotation, biological process: GPI anchor biosynthetic process.